Galeopterus variegatus (Sunda flying lemur) is the source of this 1657-nucleotide messenger RNA. RefSeq names its product calcium channel, voltage-dependent, N type, alpha 1B subunit (gene CACNA1B). NCBI's taxonomy places the organism in Eukaryota, Metazoa, Chordata, Mammalia, Dermoptera, Cynocephalidae. The annotation marks the transcript as partial. Gene Ontology annotation, molecular function: high voltage-gated calcium channel activity. The transcript has 13 exons. Gene Ontology annotation, biological process: calcium ion import across plasma membrane; chemical synaptic transmission. The record is from RefSeq and is a predicted model, not a curated record. Gene Ontology annotation, cellular component: neuronal cell body; membrane; voltage-gated calcium channel complex.
AUGACGACGACCAUCGUUGCCAAGCACGAGGGCAGUCACCAACUCGGGGACCCCUGGAGGACUGAAAACUCGUUGGACAAGCUGUCUACACCUGCUGAUGCACCUCCUCGCGACUCAGUCUCCUUGAUACGCUCCUGUGUGGACACUGCCUUUGUCGCGGUCACGGGCACCCGUCGUCCCGCUGUCAUCGUUGGAUGCUGGUCCCCCACCGGCUCGGUUCUGGAGCGUGACCAGGGAAGGCCUCUUAGAAGGUUGUGCGGGUCGACGAGCAAACGGUGUGAACAGCAGCGCGUCGCACAAAGCAAGCGCUGUGCAAAUGCUCGCUGUCCUGUGCGUAACACUGUCACCUCCGUGGGCCGGAGCUGCGGGCCGAGGAGUGACAGCCGCUCAGGCGCCUUCCGGCCAGUCCUUAACCCGCACACUCCGUUCGAGUACAUGAUCCUGGCCACCAUCAUCGCCAACUGCAUCGUGCUGGCCCUGGAGCAGCACCUCCCCGAUGGGGACAAGACGCCCAUGUCCGAGCGGCUGGAUGACACGGAGCCCUAUUUCAUCGGGAUCUUUUGCUUCGAGGCCGGCAUCAAGAUCAUCGCUCUGGGCUUUGUUUUCCACAAGGGCUCGUACCUGCGGAAUGGCUGGAACGUCAUGGACUUUGUGGUGGUCCUCACGGGGAUUCUUGCCACAGCUGGAACUGACUUCGACCUGCGAACACUGAGGGCGGUGCGUGUGCUGAGGCCCCUGAAGCUGGUGUCUGGUAUUCCAAGUUUGCAGGUGGUGCUCAAGUCCAUCAUGAAGGCCAUGGUUCCGCUGCUGCAGAUCGGGCUGCUUCUCUUCUUCGCCAUCCUCAUGUUCGCCAUCAUCGGCCUGGAGUUCUACAUGGGCAAAUUCCACAAGGCCUGUUUUCCCAAUAGCACAGAGGCAGAGCCUGUGGGCGACUUCCCCUGUGGCAAGGAGGCCCCAGCCCGGCUGUGUGAGGGGGACACUGAGUGCCGGGAGUACUGGCCAGGACCCAACUUUGGUAUCACCAACUUUGACAACAUCCUGUUUGCCAUCUUGACAGUGUUCCAGUGCAUCACCAUGGAGGGCUGGACUGACAUCCUCUACAAUACAAACGAUGCAGCCGGCAACACCUGGAACUGGCUCUACUUCAUCCCCCUCAUCAUCAUUGGCUCCUUCUUCAUGCUCAACCUGGUGCUGGGUGUGCUCUCGGGAGAGUUCGCCAAGGAGCGGGAGCGGGUGGAGAGCCGGCGCGCCUUCCUGAAGCUCCGCCGGCAGCAGCAGAUCGAGCGCGAGCUCAACGGCUACCUUGAGUGGAUCUUCAAGGCUGAGGAAGUCAUGCUGGCAGAAGAGGACAAGAAUGCAGAGGAGAAGUCCCCCUUGGAUGCAGUGUUGAAGCGAGCGGCCACCAAGAAGAGCAGAAACGACCUGAUCCACGCAGAGGAGGGGGACGACCGGUUUGCAGACCUCUGUGCUGUCGGUGAGUCUCAUGGGUCCUGGCUCUGUGAGCUUGUGACUGGACAGACAGUGUGCCCCCAGCUUCCUCCUGGGCACCGAGCCACUCCUGGAGCCUUGUCCUUGCCCAAACGCCUGCUCAUUCAUCUCAAGGAAGUCAUGCUGGCAGAAGAGGACAAGAAUGCAGAGGAGAAGUCCCCCUUGGAUG